This is a messenger RNA of Drosophila suzukii, 828 nucleotides long. Lineage: Eukaryota; Metazoa; Arthropoda; Insecta; Diptera; Drosophilidae. The record is from RefSeq and is a predicted model, not a curated record.
AUGGUUGGAUGUCCUUAUGGAUAUACAGCAGCUGGAAAUCCAUCGGCAGAUCUAGAGAACCGCUGUAAUGGACACUUUUUCACGAGGUUAAAGCCAGUUAUGGAUCUUGUUCAAUCCAACCAGGAUCAAUGGGACACCUGCAAAAAAAUCAUAGCAAAAGGCGUCCAGGAGGAAGAGAAGCAGAUACAGAUCCAACUCGAAGCCAUGCAGGAAUCCUUAUCGAGUUUUAAGACUUCUUUGGAGGCUGCUUUUGAAACGAAAAUCGAAAACCAGUUUGAAACCCUGAUGCAAAAUUUAAAGAAACUCAUCCCACAGGACUUAGAUGCCAGGUUGAGGAGUAUAGAACGACAGAUCACAUCAAAGGAAUUCGAGAAAAAUCCGCUACUGAUUAAAAACCAAACAGGCACAGAGAGCGAACAUCAGGUUAAGUUGGAAGGACAGCCAGAGAUUUUACAGGAUACACUGAGCAAGGCAAUUCAAGGUUUCAAGAAGAUUGGCUCAAAGUUCUUUUAUAUUGAAAACGGUUACAAGUUAAAUUGGGAUGAUGCAGUAAGUGCCUGUCGCGGAAUGGGGGCACAACUAGCGGAUAUUGAAAAUAUGCAGGAGUCUAAGGACCUAUAUGCUUCUCUUAUCUAUGACAGUUCCUACUGGCUGGGCAUCAGCGCAAGGGCCAAAGAAGUCACGUUCAUCUCAGCUCAGGGCAGCUUGGGUCAGGUAAACUUUAUAGAGGGCGUAGUACUGGUGUUGAUUGUGCAAUCAGUGCUUACUCUUAUUUUUGCCUGGGAUUGUUUGUCCGAAAACGUGUUCAAGGGACCUGAACACGUUUAA